AUGUCGAAGCGAACGAGAAGAUUCACCACCAAAUCACAGAAAUCGGGAUAUCAACUCUUGAUACUCUUGAUCUCGUUGGCAUUCCCCCUGGGGAAUGUGGGAGAAAUUGGACCACGAAGAUACGCUCUCGCCAUUUCCGAAUUUCGGAAUACGCAAAUGUUGUCAACAAGGAAAGCUGCGGACAUUGUCGAUGGGUGCUUUCAGGCUCCCUACUCUGCCAAUACACCCCGACCCCCCAAAGAUAUAACUGACGCGGAAGGUAGCGAUUCCGAUGGAAAUGGGGAAGAUAUCUCUGAAAGUGUUCUUCAGCCACCACUUUUGGAGACUGAACCCUGCGGCGAUUCCAAACCCAUCCCAGAACAUAAAACCCGUCCACGCAACCUGAUAUUCGUAGGUCAUAACGCUGAUACGGAUCUAGGAUACCUCGGGAAACUAGGAUGUAAAGCCUUCACUAAGCCCCUUACCAUCACCUCACCUACCUCCUCUUCAAUUAACAAUAAGAAAGAAGCGAGCGAGCCAGCUGAAACUCCCAACUUCAUUGAUACCCUCGAUACCUCUGUCCUCUUCCGUGUCCUAAAACGCGAAACAGAAGCAACCUCCCUAGGCAAAAUCCUAGUCGAUCUCGGAAUUACAGGCUGGAAUCUGCAUAACGGUGGCAAUGACGCGCGCUACACAAUGGAAGCGAUGAUUGGCAUCACUUUUAAGUCUCGUCUGCUGCUCGAUAACCCUGCUGAGUAUAAGGACCAUAGAAAAAUGCCUACAACGAAUGAUUGGCCACUUGUGUCUGGGCUCAGGCCACGAGCGGGGCCGGGUGUGGAUGCGGGAAUUGACGGAGUAUCACGCCAGAGGAUGUUUGACUAUGAUGAAGAGAUGAGGAGGGCAGUGAAUGCGUAUGAUCGGAAGUGGAAGGCGGAGAUCGAAACAAGGGUUAAGGUGAGCGUGAAGGAUUUGGAGGCUAGAGUGCGGGACGAGUGUGCGAGUUGGGAUGUUGCGGUGGGGGCGAGCGGCGCGGACGGCUUGGAUGUGGAUGGAGGAGAAGGGAGAGGGUUGAAUUAUUGA
Histoplasma mississippiense is the source of this 1059-nucleotide messenger RNA. RefSeq lists its product with no specific name. Gene Ontology annotation, molecular function: nucleic acid binding. The record is from RefSeq and is a predicted model, not a curated record. Bases 1 to 1059 code for a protein of 352 amino acids. Gene Ontology annotation, cellular component: nucleus. The transcript has 2 exons. NCBI's taxonomy places the organism in Eukaryota, Fungi, Ascomycota, Eurotiomycetes, Onygenales, Ajellomycetaceae.